GCCUGCGCGGUGGCGGGCGUCAUGGUGACGGCUGACGGUUGAACUCCGGCUUCGAUGCUGACUCCGGGCCAUUGGGAAGGAGAUGGAAGCGGAGUCCCGACACCGGGUUCUGUAUAAGACCCGACCUGCCCCCUGGAAGGAGGUGUACAGGAAGAGAUGUGUAGAAAGAUUAAAGAAUAGCAGAGCAAAGCUGUUGGACAGGUACAGGCAUGUGAACCAAAAUUCCAACUGCAGCCUGAAUGGAUCCUUCCUAGUUCAAGAGGUGAUGGAUGAAGAAUGGAGAGCCCUGAAAGCCCAAGAUGGUGAUUUCCAAUCAUUGUGGAAGAAGGGAAGUUUAGCAGAGGUUCUGAAUACAUUGGAGGAUAUAAAGGAAUUGGCAGAACUUGAGGAAAUUCAACAAGAGCUCCUCAGCGAAGAACAGGCCAUUAUUGAGGAAUAUGAGGCCAGCUUACGCUUCGAUGAAGCCUGUUUAAAUGCCAUGAUUGAUGGAUUUGAUGUUCCAGACAGGCUCAUUUGUCCAUUAUGUAACAGAAACUACUUAAAUGUGAACAGUGACUUUAUAACGUGUCUAUGUGGAAUGUGCAUUACUGCGAGGGAGGUGACAGUGCAGCAGUUUCGAGCUCUUCUGGAACAUAGUGUCACAGAACAUAAUACUCUAUGUGGUCACUGUCCCAGCUUCUCUCUGGUGAAUGGUAUGGAGGCAGAGCCCACGCUUCUCAUGAGCUGUCAGUGAGAUUUGAACCUGCUGCCUGGAGGAGAUGCAUCAUUAGUCCAGCAACAUUACACCACCCCAACCCAAGAAACCAGAGGAGCCAAGGUUUAACAUCAUGUUUAAUCAAUACUUCAUUUUUUAAAGAAACAUCUGAGGCCAAUGACAUUGUGAGGAGAAAAUAAUUUGGUUCAUGUGCUCACACACACACUUCCAUAAUUAGAAUACAAUUCAGAGGCACCGUUUUAGCCAUUUAGCAUCCCA
Messenger RNA from Hemiscyllium ocellatum (epaulette shark), 973 nucleotides. It is a transcript of the gene rpain, whose product is annotated as RPA interacting protein. NCBI's taxonomy places the organism in Eukaryota, Metazoa, Chordata, Chondrichthyes, Orectolobiformes, Hemiscylliidae. The transcript has 7 exons. The coding region runs from base 83 to 733 and encodes 216 amino acids. The record is from RefSeq and is a predicted model, not a curated record. Gene Ontology annotation, biological process: protein import into nucleus. Gene Ontology annotation, cellular component: PML body; nucleus.